CUCGCCCGCCAAGGGGACUUCUACGUGCCUGAAAUGAAAGAACUGGAGAGGAAGAGCAGAGCUGCUGAGGCCGAGGAUGCCCAGACAGACAUCACAGGGGCCGACACCAUGAGUGAGACGAGCUCCAUCAGCAUUGAGGCCACAACUGACAGCAGAGACACCUCGGUGGCCACCUCCAUCCUGCUGCCCUUCCCAGCCAGCCGUGGCCGGGAGGAGGUGGACAACCGCAGCGAGCACAGCUACAGCGAGUCGGGAGCCAGCGGCUCCUCCUUUGAGGAGCUGGACCUGGAGGUCACCGGGGAUGGGGAGGGAGCCCCGAGCCUGCUGCCCAGCGUGGGCUACUCAGGCAACCAGGAGGUCACAGACAAGUGGACCAAGGAGCCCAUUGCUGCUGAGAGAGGAGAAGAGUAA
Molecule: messenger RNA, 411 nt
Organism: Antrostomus carolinensis (chuck-will's-widow)
Lineage: Eukaryota; Metazoa; Chordata; Aves; Caprimulgiformes; Caprimulgidae
Product: testis-expressed protein 264-like
Exons: 2
Biological process (GO): protein-DNA covalent cross-linking repair; reticulophagy
Cellular component (GO): nucleus; endoplasmic reticulum membrane; replication fork
Source: RefSeq, a predicted model, not a curated record